Adineta steineri is the source of this 1173-nucleotide messenger RNA. The record is from the annotation of a GenBank genome assembly. NCBI's taxonomy places the organism in Eukaryota, Metazoa, Rotifera, Eurotatoria, Adinetida, Adinetidae.
AUUAGAUUAUGAUAGUAUACAGGAUGCACUUGUAACUAUGGUCAAUCCGAAUAAUUAUAACAUAAAUACAUUUGAUAAUUACACUCCGAUUCUUCCAGUUGCGUCAGCCACUGCCACAAGCUAUUCUACUCAGCAAUGUAUUAUUGAAGACUAUACAUUGAAUAAAGAACAACAAGCUGCAUUUCUGAUAAUAACGAAUCAUCUUGAUGGUGACAAAGAACGUCAUAAAGGUACCAACAAUGGUCAACUAAUAAUGUGCAUACCUGGAUGCGGCGGUACAGGUAAAUCACAAUUGAUUCGUGCUGUCACCAAAUACUUUCUUAUUACAAAAAGAAUGCAGAUGAUGCGAAAACUCGCACCCACUGGAAUCGCUGCUGCUGAAAUUGGCGGCAUGACAAUUCAUUCAUUUUUAGGGGAACAACGUAAUUCAGGAAAGCCGCGCACCAUCAAACCAGGUGAUACAAAACUUGAAAACCAAUGGAGACUGGUUGAAUAUCUCCUAGUUGAUGAGAUGAGUAUGGUUGGUUUAACUCUACUUGGAAAACUCAAUCGAAUUAUGUCCGCUGCCAAACAUGCCGAUCCUCAAAUUCCAUUUGGUAGCAUAAACGUCAUAUUUUUUGGUGAUUAUUUACAGUAUCGACCAGUAUAUGAUGCACCGUUGUACACUGACUUUUCACAGCCCUCUAAAAACAAAUCAGGUCAAUCACGUAGUGAAAAAGAAAUUCAACAACGCGCUGCACGUUCCCUGAUACUUCAAAUUAACUGUGUGAUCAAACUUAGUCAACAGAUGCGAACAGAAGAUGAACGAUACCUUGAAUUACUCGAACGGCUUCGUCAAGGUAACUGUAAUUUGCAAGAUUAUGAAUUAUUGUCAACACGGAUCGUUGGUCAGCCAUCGGUUAGUUCUCUUCGCGAAUCACGAUGGAACGAAGCUCCCAUUUUAGCAUAUCGAAAUGAAGUACGAACACAAUUAAACAACAAAGCAGCAGUUCACAAUGCUGCACAACUAGGUCUUCAGCCAAUGGUAUGUGUCGCUCAAGAUACCUGCAAAGGAAAACCAAUUGAAGAUCCUAUACUGAUGAAAAAAUUAUUGGAAUUAUCUGACAGCAAGACAGAACACUUACCUGGUUUGUUGCCAUUUGUUCCUGGGAUGCCAGUUAUUUUAACGCAAAA